UGGUUGGUAGAUUUAUUGAGAACACGAUCCGGCAAUGAGUCGGUGCUACCGUCGUCAUGGAAGUCGCACCUGAGACCACUCCAGUGAAUCCCUCUGAAGCGGAAAAACAUGUUUAUUCGGUGUGGGCAAUCCCACCGGAGGAGGUGACCGCUAGGCUGAAGAAAUUGAUGGAUGGCCUGAGGUCGGAGUUCGGCGGACCCGGAUUUGAGCCCCACAUCACGGUUGUGGGGGCCAUCAACUUGACACCUGAUGAUGCGAUUACCAAGUUCAGGUCCGCUUGUGAAGGGCUCAAGGCGUACGACGCUACCGUUGAUCGUGUGGCUACAGGGACCUUCUUCUAUCAGUGUGUUUAUUUGUUAAUUCAUCCCACGCCUGAGGUAGUGGAAGCUAGUGUGCACUGCACCCGACAUUUUGGUUACAAGAGCUCGACAACUUACAUGCCUCAUCUGAGUCUCCUGUAUGGGGAUCUGUCAGAUGAGGAAAAGAAGAAUGCUCAAGAAAAAGUUAAUGUUCUGGACGAGAGCAUUAACGGCCUUAGCUUCCCAAUAAAUCGUCUAGCAUUGUAUAAGACAGACACCGAGGACAAAACUCUCAAAUCCUGGGAGAAGGUUGCUGAAUGCAGUCUCAGCCCGAAUUAGUUCAAUGUCUUCUCAGUUCUUGUUGCUAAUAAAGCUUGCUAACUUCUAUGCGCUUCUUUUGGCUGCCAUUGACUAUGUAAUUGGUGUUUGUCACCACCAUACUAUACUUUCCACUAAUGCUCAUGCUCUGAUAAGACUGAUAUCUAUUAAUGUAUAUGGUGUUUACUUGUACAUA
Molecule: messenger RNA, 813 nt
Organism: Tripterygium wilfordii
Lineage: Eukaryota; Viridiplantae; Streptophyta; Magnoliopsida; Celastrales; Celastraceae
Product: cyclic phosphodiesterase-like
Exons: 3
Coding region: 57-638 (193 amino acids)
Biological process (GO): cyclic nucleotide metabolic process
Molecular function (GO): 2',3'-cyclic-nucleotide 3'-phosphodiesterase activity
Source: RefSeq, a predicted model, not a curated record